Messenger RNA from Saccoglossus kowalevskii, 1438 nucleotides. RefSeq names its product nuclear receptor subfamily 2 group F member 1-B-like. Lineage: Eukaryota; Metazoa; Hemichordata; Enteropneusta; Harrimaniidae. The record is from RefSeq and is a predicted model, not a curated record. Gene Ontology annotation, biological process: regulation of DNA-templated transcription. Gene Ontology annotation, molecular function: DNA-binding transcription factor activity; sequence-specific DNA binding; zinc ion binding.
UUACGAAUAAGCAACUCUUCGGUGUCGAAAAGUUUGUUCAGCUAGAAUCGGGAGCUCAUGAUAACGGAGUCGCCCAGACUUCCUAAGCUGCCGUCAGUCGAGUCAGUUCCGUAUCGUAUGUCAACACGAAGUCACAGGAAGUGAGACAAUUGAACACCGCCGCUGUUUUUCGUUGUUACUUCACCGAGGUUUUCACAAGAGUCUGGCCAAAUUCUAUGGAAACAUGGGUCGAACUCUUCCAAAUCCGGUACCCUGUCAAGUGUGUGGAGACAAGAGCUACGGCAAACACUACGGCGUAUACUGCUGCGACGGCUGCAGUUGUUUCUUCAAGCGAAGCAUACGUCGCAAUAUGGUGUACACGUGUAUCGGUAAAGGCAACUGCACUAUAGACAAAGCGAGGAGAAACUGGUGCCCGUAUUGCCGCCUCAAUAAAUGUUUCGCUGUAAGCAUGAACCGAAGUGCGGUCCAAGAAGAACGUGGUCCAAGAAAAAACAAAGAUCCUACUUCAAGUAUGGACAAAAACAAGACGAAACCAGAUUCAACGAGUAGUAACGUCAACGGAGCCGAACACCCUGGCUGCGAUGGAAAGAUACAUAGCUAUUCGCCAAAAUCCCGGUCGCCCGAUUCAACAGAAGAAUCUACAAGCCCAAAGCCUCAACACAGCCCAUUCCAGCCGUGGAAGACAACGAGCAUUCGGACAAUGAAAAUGAAACUGGAAAAGGAGUCCUCGGAUUUCAGGAGUGCGUUCGAGAGUUUCCGACCAGCCCGAUGUCAGCCAUACCCGAUUCAUGGUCCAGCGGUCCUUGCUGCCAAUCUACCGAACCCUUCAACGCUGGCCCUGGGACAACAUAUAGCACCCCGUAUUGUCACAAAAGGAUCGUCUACGUCACCAUUGGAUACACAUCUGCGUGUUGGUCCCCCACCUGUUCUUGUGCGGCCGAUCGCCCUCACGCGACAGGGUUACCAGGAGAUGUUACACGAAAUAGCAGCACAGAUUUUAUUUACUUCCAUAAAGCGGGCGAGAAGCGUACAGACUUUUCAAACACUGUCAUUCAGCGACCAGAUUUUACUACUGGAAGACUGCUGGGGCGAGUUGUUCCUGCUUCAUGCUGCCUACUGGCCCGUUGAUUUGGCAACCCUCAUUGUUCAGUUCCAAGGAAGCGCCGAUACGGCUGCAGGAUCGGGAUUUGACAGUUUGAAAGUGAACUUCAAGGAAGGACUAGGCAACACGCAGCAGGUCGAGUUUCUCCAGGACCAAGCACAGCUGAUCCUCGCACAGUACGUGAACAGCAAAACUCCACAGAAUCCCGCGAGAUUUGGAAAACUUUUGUUGACGUUGGCAUCUCUUAGGACAUAUAAAUCCGAAAUCAUUGAAGAAUUAUUCUUCCGCAAAACCAUCGGUAAAGUUCCUAUAGAAGCUAUAUUUGGAAGUGUAUGA